AUGGCAAAUUCAUUCCGUCGAAGUUCAUCCGCUCUGAUACCGACUGUGACUUCUCAUUGUCAUCGAUGUCAACUUGAUAUUGAGUCUGAUCCACAAUGUAACGGACGACUGAGAAUUCUCUGUCCAUUUUGUGGAGAAUUUCUCACCGGAUCGAACCUCCCCGAUAUACAGCAAUUGAAAAAAGACCUUCAGAAACGAGCGAGGGAUGAUAGCAACCAAGAUAAUGCAAGUCUUCGUUCACGCUUUAGUCGGACAUUCAAUCGGGUUAUUCUACGAAGACCAGAUCUUAGCAACAAUAGUGAUAAUAACGAAGUGACAACCAAUCCUAGCAACAAUAAGGUACACCAGAGUGUUAAAAUGCCACUCAUCGGAAACAAACAACAACAAGCAAAUGAACAAAUGAACAAGGAGAAUAUUGUGACAACAUCAGUAAUACAGGCAACAACCGUGACACAAGUGAAAAUUUAUGGUCGUGAGGACUUUCAAAACUUGAUGGAUGACAGCAAUUCUACUAAAGAUCAAAUUUAUGCAUUCUUUUCAAGAUUUUAUAUUAAUUUUGAUUACAUGCUGCAAACAUUAACACUGGCUAGUAACACCAAAGAAAUUGAUUGGAAGUAUCUUCAACUGAUUCACGAUUUCAUUCUCAAAGAUGUGCACAAAUCAUUUCGUCUUGUUCUCAAAACAAUCGCUUCCUGCUGCAUAAGAGAAGUUCGUGCCGGCGAGAGUACUCUUAAAGGUUAUGUAAUUCUUAUACUGGCACCGGUUUUUGAUGAAGUAUCGAAUACUCAUAUCUUCGCUCAUGUCUUACGUCGUGUUGCGCAUUUCAAUGAUCGUGAGCAUCAAGAAAUUGUUUCGAUUUUGAAAACGUUACCAGAUGAUAUGUUUCGAUCUGCUGUUCGUCGACUACAAACAUUUAUUUCUCUGAAUGUGUUUCCGUCGCGUGUGGAAAACUCGACAUCGGCACUAGUCAACGGUUGGUGGAUUCCAUGCGGCAUUCGAACAUUGGCAUUAUUCAAUCGUGCUAAUGAAAGAGGAAAUGGUCGAGUUGUUCCUUUACAAGAAAUGGCCAUCGAGAUACUGAAUAGUAUCGAUGGAGAACGUGAUUAUUUCGAAUGGAAACAUCGGCAAUCACAUGGAAUAAUAGGAGGGUUUACAUUUUGCCAAUACCCGUUUGUAUUGAGUGUCAAUGCUAAACGAACAAUAUUGAAACGAGAUUCCGAACAACAAAUGAUUGUCAAUGCACGACGUAGCAUGAUCGAAAAAUUUCAAAAUCGACAAGCACCGAAUUUGAACAUGCUGUUCUUAAAUCUCUACAUACGACGAGCGCACCUCGUGGCCGAUUCUCUUGCUGAAGUAACAAGAAAACACGAGGAUUUGAAGAAAAAACUACGCGUUACGUUUGUUGGCGAAAAUGGUCUUGAUAUGGGUGGGCUAACUAAAGAAUGGUUUCUUCUUUUACUUCGGCAGAUCUUCCAACCUGAUUACGGCAUGUUCGUAUUCUAUGAAUCAUCGAGCAUAUUUUGGUUCAAUGGGGCAUCAACUGAUAAUAUUCGUGAAUACAAUUUAGUCGGAAUUCUGAUGGGCUUAGCGGUUUACAAUGCUAUCAUACUUGACAUACGAUUUCCAUUAGUAUGUUACAAGAAACUUUUGACGCCAGCUUUUAUAAAGGAGCCUGUGUCGAAUUUAUCAAAACUCAAAGUGGGUCUUAUCAAACCAACAUUGGCUGAUUUCAGAACCAUCCGGCCGGACAUUGCCAAGAGUCUUCAAUAUUUACUCGAUUAUGAUGGUAACGUCGAAGAUGAUUUCGGACUUACAUUUGAGGUAUCGGUUGCACAGUUUGAUGCCACGUUGAUUUUUCCAUUGAAAGAAAACGGUUCAGAAAUCAAUGUUACAAAUGAUAAUCGUGCUGAAUAUGUUGAACUAUUAAUCGAUUUUUACCUCAACAAGCAUAUUGCUAAACAAUUUGAAGCGUUCUACUGUGGAUUUCAUAGCGUUUGCUCCUCCAAUGCACUUCUUCUGCUUGUACCUGAAGAGUUAGAAAUGCUCAUUUGUGGAAUGCAACAAUGCAACUUAAGCGAUUUGGCUAAAAUUACCAAAUAUGAAAAUUGUCGUCGAGAUGAAGACUUCAUCAAAUGGUUUUGGCAAGUCGUAGAAGAAAUGUCACCAGAGAAACAACGACGUUUACUAUUAUUUGUUACCGGUAGUGAUCGAAUGCCUAUUGGAGGCUUAAGUGAAAUGACGUUUAAAAUCGGCAGAGUCGCUUCAAAAAGUUGCAAUGUCAAUGAACUAUUGCCCAUGUCACACACGUGCUUCAAUCAACUGCUCUUACCGCCUUAUCCAACCCGUGAAAUUCUCAAAGAGAAAUUACUACUUGCUAUUGAAAACUGUGAAGGUUUUGGUAUUGAAUGA
Molecule: messenger RNA, 2409 nt
Organism: Adineta ricciae
Lineage: Eukaryota; Metazoa; Rotifera; Eurotatoria; Adinetida; Adinetidae
Source: the annotation of a GenBank genome assembly